CCGGAAUAGUCCGCCUACUAAUCUUGAACAACAGACCCCGGCUCGGCAGUUUCCCCUCAUCUUCUAUUUAUUCUCGUGUUCGUCUCUGCUUACGACCAGAUCGCUCGUCUCCUUCCGUUUUGUCCCUCUUCUCCGUUUCCAACGCUACCUUUCGCCGUCAUUCCACCAUGGCCAGCGUCGUCGAAGCCGCAAAGCGCGCUGCCGGUAAGGCUGCCGUCGAGAACCACUACCCCAAGGACGCCAAAUACGUCGGCAUUGGCAGUGGUUCGACCAUUGUCUAUGUGGUCGAGGCCAUCAAGGAGUCCGGAAUCGACACCUCCGCCACCAAAUACAUCCCCACCGGCUUCCAGUCCAAGCAGCUGAUUGUCAACGCUGGUCUGACCGCGGUGGACUUCGAUGCCCUUCCCGAAGGCACGGUCUUGGAUGUUGCCUUCGAUGGUGCCGAUGAGGUCGACGAUGAGCUGAACCUGAUCAAGGGUGGUGGUGCUUGUCUCUUCCAGGAGAAGAUUGUGGCUCUUCAGGCCAAGGAGUUCAUCUGUGUGGCUGACUCCCGCAAGCUCCAAUCCCGCCUGCUCACCGGCUGGAAGUACAUCCCCAUCGAAGUCGCUCCUAUCGCGGCUCGUCGCGUUCUUGGUGCUCUCAAGGAAAUUGGCAGCAUUGACCCCGCUAUCCGCUUGAACUCCGAUGCCAAGCAAGGCCCAUUGAAGACCGACCAGGCCUUCUACAUUAUCGACGCUCCCUUCAAGACUCUGCUGACCCAGGCAGACGUCGCUGCCGGAAAGGACGGUAGUGGCAAGGACGGCGUGUGGGAGGUCCACGCCCUCUCUCAGGCGAUCAAGCAGAUUCCCGGUGUUCUCGACGUGGGUAUCUUCUCUGGCGUGACGGGCCCUCAGGCGCAGGCGCUCGGUGGUGUCGGAGGCCAGAAGCCUAUUGCUGCCUACUUCGGUAUGCCUGACGGCUCGGUGUCUGUCAGAAAGGCCGCUGCUUGAAUGGGACUGCUCCCUAACGCCAUAUACGAUACGUCAAGAGAUUAGAAGAAAAAGUACAAGUACAAAUGAUACCAUGUAGACUGUUAGCACGAAUCGGACUAUUUUAC
This is a messenger RNA of Aspergillus vadensis CBS 113365, 1096 nucleotides long. RefSeq names its product ribose-5-phosphate isomerase RKI1. Lineage: Eukaryota; Fungi; Ascomycota; Eurotiomycetes; Eurotiales; Aspergillaceae. Gene Ontology annotation, biological process: D-ribose metabolic process; pentose-phosphate shunt, non-oxidative branch. The record is from RefSeq and is a predicted model, not a curated record. Gene Ontology annotation, molecular function: ribose-5-phosphate isomerase activity. Bases 168 to 989 code for a protein of 273 amino acids. The transcript has 2 exons. Gene Ontology annotation, cellular component: intracellular membrane-bounded organelle.